Molecule: messenger RNA, 372 nt
Organism: Glossina fuscipes
Lineage: Eukaryota; Metazoa; Arthropoda; Insecta; Diptera; Glossinidae
Product: succinate dehydrogenase [ubiquinone] cytochrome b small subunit, mitochondrial-like
Exons: 3
Coding region: 1-372 (123 amino acids)
Biological process (GO): mitochondrial electron transport, succinate to ubiquinone; tricarboxylic acid cycle
Cellular component (GO): mitochondrial envelope; membrane
Molecular function (GO): heme binding; ubiquinone binding
Source: RefSeq, a predicted model, not a curated record
AUGACCCUUUUAAUAAAGGAAUUAUAUCAGCUCUGCAAAUAUCUUGAAGACAGGUCGUUUAGCUUCGUUGAAGACCUUAUACCUGCCGCUUUCCUAGUGCCCUCACAAACGCUAGAUGAUUUAAUGGCCGUAUCUUUGGUAAUUCACUCUCACUGGGGUAUUGAAGCCACGAUUACGGAUUACGUACGCCCUGCUAUUGUUGGCAAUGUUUUACCUAAAGUAUCUCAUGCUUCUCUCUUGUUAUUAUCCAUGGCUACUUUGGGAGGUCUUUUCUAUUUAAUUUAUAACGACAUUGGUAUCGCCAAGUCUGUUAAGCUGCUUAAUUUAUUUAUGAAAAAUAAAAGUCUAAAUGAGGAGUCUGCCACCAAAUAA